This is a messenger RNA of Oryzias melastigma (Indian medaka), 1948 nucleotides long. RefSeq names its product troponin I, fast skeletal muscle. The record is from RefSeq and is a predicted model, not a curated record. Lineage: Eukaryota; Metazoa; Chordata; Actinopteri; Beloniformes; Adrianichthyidae. The transcript is spliced from 7 exons. Gene Ontology annotation, biological process: muscle contraction. Gene Ontology annotation, cellular component: troponin complex. Bases 1137 to 1655 code for a protein of 172 amino acids.
AGGUCCUGCUAGAGGCCAUGCUAUAGGCUCAGUUGAAGGGAAUUCUUAAGGCCCCACUGAAGGCCCUGUUGAAGACCGUGCUAAAGGACCUGUUAAAGCGGAUGUUGAAAGCCCUACUGAAGGCCAUGCUGAAGGCCCUGCUGGAGGCCAUGCUGAAGGUCCCAUAGAAGGCCAUGAUGAAGGCCCUGUUAAAGCGAAUAUUGAAAGCCCUACUGAAGGCCCUGUUAAAGGCCCUGCUGGAGGCUAUGCUGAAGGCUCAGUUGAAGGGAAUGCUUAAGGCCUCACUGAAGGCCCUGUUGAAGACCGUGCUGAAGGCCUGUUGGGCUCCAAACCAUAGGCAGUAUAUAUUGCUGGAGAUACUGACCCACUUUCAGUGGAAGAGGUGUGGACUUCAACCAUGAGUGGUGACAGUAGUUGCCCCAGAAACGUGACUCAAACCGAUUCGUCAAUCACUGACGACUGGCUCCAAAUGGUGUUGCCCAUAUCGUGGAAAUAUAUCAACUGAAUUGGCUUCACACUGGAGCUGGAGGUAAGAGAAUUCUAUCUGUGACAUCACACCCGCUUAGUCCAGUAAUAACAUAUACUGUCUAUGCUCCAAACAUGUGGUAAACUUAAGAGCCAGCCUGAAGCAGGCCACAGAGAAGACCAAAGACAUGCUGAGGAGUGAAGCUACUCUGGUGUUCAUGUAAAGCUUGGAGACAGAAGCCUCCACACCUGCUGUAGAUGUCUGCCUUAUGACCUGCACUGUUUCUGACAAUGCCACACAAUUAGAAAGAUUUACUGUGAAUGUUUUAAAAUAUAUAUUUAGACUUAUAUUUUAGAGUUUGGCUGUUCCUAAUUGAAGAUGCAGAUAAUCAGUGGUAGAGUGGUAAAGAUUUGCUCGGACAUCAGAGCCCUCAGGCAUGUAGCAGCUUGUGUUUCUUUUGAAUCUUGUUUGGAAAGCUUUCAGAGGAACUGAAGCAUAACCCAGCAGAUGUCAGCAAAGAGCCUGUCCUGAUGCUCAUCUUCCUCCUUCCAUCAGCUGUCCUCUCAUUGAUGCUCAGUGACUCACCCUAUGAGUUCAUCCUGUUCCACAAUCUCCACAAACAAAACUCCUUUUGUUCUGCAAGCAGGUGUGAAGAUCAAGACCAGCCAACAUGUCUGAGGGAAAGAAAAUGACCUCCAGCCGCAGGCAUCAUCUGAAGAGCUUGAUGCUGCAGAUCGCUGCAGGCUGGUUGGAGCAGGAGAAGAAGGAUGCUAUUGCAGCAAAGGAGGCUUACAUGGCUGACAACUGCCCUGCACCCGACCUCAGCGGAGACCAGAACGCCCUCAUGGAACUCUGCAAGAAGCUCCAUUCAGCCAUCGACAAGAUUGAUGAGGAAAGGUACGACACAGCAGCCAAGGUGGAGAAGGUGGAUAAAGAGAUCCAGGAUCUGAAGCUGAAGGUGAUAGAGCUGGCCGGAGUGAAGAAGCCCGCCCUGAAGAAGGUGCGCAUGUCUGCCGACGCCAUGCUGAAGGCCCUGCUGGGCUCCAAACACACGGUCAACAUGGAUCUGAGAGCCAACCUGAAGCAGGUCAAGAAGGAGGUCAAGGAAGAGCCCACAGAAGCAGUCGGCGACUGGCGUAAGAACAUUGAAGACAAGGCCGACAGGAAGAAGAUGUUUGAGUCCUCUUAAACAGUGCUUGACGUACCGUGGACGAAGGCAGGAGAAAUGUUUCUAUCCGAGGUCUGGGUGACUGAAAGCCUUUGUGUGUCUCACAGACUUACGGACUGAGAGUUGCGGUGGAACCGUCUGAUUUUUGAUCUCGUUUUGUGACCCGGUCACCCCUGAGAGACUUUGAACCCAAAAACAGAAGCAUCAUGUAGCAUGCUGCAAAAACCUCUGCCAGAGAAGCAUCACUUCAACAUGUACGCAUGUACACUUCAACAUGCAAACAAUAGAAAUAAAACAAUUGAAUUAAGGAUGAA